Molecule: messenger RNA, 2858 nt
Organism: Amoebophrya sp. A120
Lineage: Eukaryota; Dinophyceae; Syndiniales; Amoebophryaceae
Source: the annotation of a GenBank genome assembly
AAUGCUGGCGGGCCUGGGCAAAAGUCUGAUUUCCUGGUUCCGCGACAAACUGGUGAAGGGGUCCAGCUGGUGGGCUGGCAAAGAGGCGAAGGAGCAAAGCGACACCUCCUCCCGGGGUGCUGGUGCAGAGGAGGACGACAAGUUGGCCUCGGAAACGAGUAGUGACGACGAAGACGCUGUAGAUGAUCUGCACGACCUGAUUCAAACGAAAAAGGCGGACCAUACAGCAACGAGGGAUGACAUCCUGGAGCUAGAAGAAAAGGCAAACAAAAAUGGCGCGAGAACAAAGAAUUUGGAGAAAGAGUUGGUCCGUCGGAGAAAGAGCCUGAACCAAGAACUCCGAGACUACGACGUGAAGCUCAAGGAUCUGACCCGCAACAUCACCGCAGACAUUGGGGUGUUGCGGUCAAAAAGUGGGGAUUCUUUUCCGGUCGGUCCGGAGCUUCAGCUUCUCAGAGCUGGAAGAAAAAUGUCAACAUCAAGUGCAGCAGCAGCCUCUGGUGCUGUUGCGCAGACGAAAGGUCGCCCAUACGGUAAGCGAGCACACGCCAAGCCAGAACUGGUGCACUGCGCAGAUUUGCUGAAGGAGAAAGUAACUGUGCUGCGCGAGCGUGUCCGCGUGAACAACCUGCGGCGAUUCAACCUGCAGGAUAUGGCCAAGGCCUCGACCAGCACUGAAGCCAUAAAAACCCGGUUGAAGCACAUCCAGACGCGUCAAGCUGGGCUCAGAACGGAGAUCCAGGAAACAGAAAAUCUGCUGAAAAACGAGCGCAAACAUAAAGGGUACAAAAAUGUUGAGCCGAGGCAUUUGCAGCGGCAGGAACGAGACGACGACGGCGACGAAAGAACGAAAGCGGUGAAAGAACAAAGUAGGCAAGACUCUGUUGACGAAUCUGCAGAAAGCAACGCGGAUGGAGAGGAGCAAGUGGAGGGCCUCGCGCCGCGGCACGAGAACGACCUCUUCGACUCAUCUCAAGAAGGCAGCGAGGACGGACGAGGGCCGCAAGUAUACAACCCCCCUCGCUCCGCCGCGGGGGCACACCGGCGCCGGAAGAGGACACGCAUACGGGUACAGGUUAGAAAUACGGUAGAUGGUCGUGUAGAAGCGAGGCACCACGCCACAACCGACGGCUCCUCCUUCCACUUCAGGUCGGGCGGCGCUUCGGCCGAUUCAUUCACGCAAAAAGGGAUCCAUGCGUCCGUGCCAUUCCCCGAGCAUAUCACAACUUCGAGUUCGAGACGACGGGACGAAGACGAAGGGUUUCCCCUUCCUGUUCCUGAAGUAGACGACUUGCCGAACUCUACCAGUGUAGAAGUUGCCCUAGUACAACUGCCGCACAACGCCGUCAGGACACCGUGGGGAGAACAGCAAACGGGACAAGAAAGGACGCCUGAUAGGUCCUACACGACUACUUCACUGCGACGCGGCGACGACCAUCUUCUUCCAACAGAAUACUCGGACGAAGCAGGGGCAACUACAACUGCGCUUCUGCAGGACGACGAGAGGCAACACCUUCUAGAAGAUACCGACCUUGAAGCUUCAGCCGAAGGAGCAUAUUCGGCUGGAAGAAAACGCUCGACGGCGGGAGAAAGACAUGCCGAAGAGCAACCGAAAGCGAUCAGUCGAUCGCGGCAACAGAACUUCAGCCAGAAACAUGCAGUAGAAAAACCACAUUUGCAGCGUGAAGCACUAACUCACGGCGUUUUGGGAGCAGAACGCGAUGGCAGGCAAACGAUGAAUGUAAAGCCGCAGCUGGAGCUCGAAAAAAACCUGCUUCCAAGCCCCGCUGCUGGUACAACAGUCGUACAACUGGCAGAAGGAGAGAUGAAGACGCAAAUGCAUUUUCAGAGCAACAUUCUGACCGGUGUCGUGAAAGUGCUACAUGCGAUUCCGUCGAAGCUGCAGACCAUAUUUCAGACCGUUCUGCAGCAGAUUGCGCGCGGCAAGGAGCGGCUAGGCCGGUUUGGAAAGCGGGUGUGGGAGGGGAUCAAAAGUUCUCUCACGUCCGGCGUCAUCGAGGGGCUGCUGUCCAUGUUGGCCAGUACUUUAGGCCGAGGGCUCAGCCAGCUGGUCGCCCUCAUUCCCUACAUUCGCCAAACCCCCCUCCCCGUGCUCUUCAGCCAGGCUAUCACCCCUCUGCUAAUGACGCUGUUUGAGCUGCGGUUAUUUCCUCCGUCAAACGCGUUAGUCGACGAAGGAGACGUCGGGGAAGCCGGAAGAGCUAAAGCGAAGCGACAUCUUCGCUCACGGCGAGCCAGCAGAAGGACGGCGGCAUCGGAACAAGCAUCCAGUUCUAUCGAAGAAAAAAAGAUUGUCAGUGUAACUUUGUGAUGCGCAACAUGGAAGAUCGGCAACAUCUGUCAUGCUGGUCAUGCAUUCCAAGGUCCAUUCAAGCGCGUUUUGCGGUGCUAUCUGCGCAUGACAGGUUUUUGCUCUCAUGCCAGACGGAUUUGUAAUGCUGUUCUUCCAACAAAGUUACAGCUAUAUUAAGCUUUUUUCUUUGGAUAAGUGCUUCGUUUGCAACAACAAUCGACGAGUCAUCUUCCUCUCCACCCAGUACAAACAACGAUAACAAGAUGAUAUCUUUCUUCGGCUGGGUGAAGGAGUACGUCGGAGGUAUGAUUGACAGAUACAUGCCAGACGUUCUCAAACUGGUGCAAGACGCCAUCAAGCGCCUCGCGCGGGAGGGACCGAGAACCGUACUGCGAUGGAUAAAGCAAGCGAUUGCCUCGCUGAAGCGACUAUUGUUCGGAGAUGACAAGAACAGCGGAAAAUCGCGAAGAAAUAAUGAUUCGUCACAGGCAUUGCCCUCAGGACGACGGUAAGCGACACACACAACGGCAGAAGUUUCAGUAAU